Prorocentrum cordatum is the source of this 383-nucleotide messenger RNA. Lineage: Eukaryota; Dinophyceae; Prorocentrales; Prorocentraceae. The record is from the annotation of a GenBank genome assembly.
GGCUGCCUCUUCUGUCGCCGCUCCAAGCAGCCGGUGGACGUUGAGAUCACCUCCAGUGCGCCGCCCCUCGAGGUGACGGCGCCAGCGCCGGCUCACCAUGAGGAGGUCACCCUCCUGGAGCAGCCAGCCGCCCAGAAGAGCCCUGGGCGCGGCAGGGCGCCGGCAGGAACCGCGGAGGCGCCGGAGCUGGUCCCGUUCGGCCCGUUCUACGCGAGGCACUUUCGGCAGCUGGACCCGGCGUCCUUGCGCAACAUCUACCGCAGUUUCCCCCAGAGGAGCACGCACGCCGCGCGGGAGCACGCGGUCUUCUCCGUGGCCCUGUCCAGACAGGCCGGCGACAUACUGGGCGUGGACCUCGAUUUCACGGACGGGUUCUCCGCUAG